Anopheles cruzii is the source of this 453-nucleotide messenger RNA. Its product is annotated as NPC intracellular cholesterol transporter 2-like. Lineage: Eukaryota; Metazoa; Arthropoda; Insecta; Diptera; Culicidae. Gene Ontology annotation, biological process: intracellular cholesterol transport. Gene Ontology annotation, molecular function: sterol binding. Bases 1 to 453 code for a protein of 150 amino acids. The transcript has 2 exons. The record is from RefSeq and is a predicted model, not a curated record.
AUGCAGCUGGUAGUGAGUUUGUUUGCAGUUUGCAUACCCGCCCUGGUGCUCGCAGAUGUGAUCGCAGUGCAAAAAUGCACCGAAGGAGCCCUACCUACGUCGGUUGACGUUGCCGGGUGCCAUUCUGCUCCUUGCGAUCUGCCGAAAGGACACGACGCGAAAGUCAUGGUAGACUUCACUGCCAACAGACCUCUGACCGCACUUCGCCCGGAAGUGCGUGCCAGCUUCGGCGGUUUGUCGGUACCGUUUGUGCUGCCGAGCGACCGUCAAGACGCGUGUAAGUGGCUGGUUGGAGGCCAGUGUCCCGUGUCGGUAAAGGAAGACGUCACCUACGAACUGCAGCUUCCGGUGCUUAGUAGCUACCCAACGCUUAGUCUCACGGUGGAACUGAAGCUGGUCGACCAAAAUCAGGACGUUGUGACGUGCUUCCAGCUAGAGGCUAGAGUAGUUUAA